UUUCUCUUUGUAAUAACCUCCUCGUUAAUUUGAAAUGUGGAGUUCAUUUCGCUCUUUGUAUUUUUUGAUAAGUUAACAUGACAAAAUUAUUGGAGUGGUUGUGCUUUUUGCUUGUUUAUUUUGUUACAUGGUUGUUAGUUCUAACUAAGUACAUUAAUCUUAAUAUCUCUGAUGAGUGGAACAGUUUUGUUGUUUAUUUCCCAGUUUAUACAGUUUUUUUAGUUGGUAUCUACUCUCUGAUAGUAGUUUUGUGGAGAGUAUAUUCCUUCAACGACUGUCCAGAGGCAGCUAAGGAAUUACAACAACAAAUCAAAGCUGCAAGAGAAGAUUUGAAAUUGAAGGGAUUGCGAAUUUAAUCUGAGAUUAAUAACAACUAUUCUUUCAAUUUUUUUUUUUUAUAACAAAUAUUUAUAUUUCAACAGUUUACAGAUAAAAUAAAGGAACUUAUUGUUAAGAUUGUAAACAAUUUUAUUACAAAGCUAUUUAAUGAAUAAAUAAUAUCUUACAUACAAGGUAUCAGAUAUAAUGGAGUACCCAUGACAUUAUGCUUAACCUAUUUCUUAUAAAUUAAUAAAUAAACAUGAAAGUUUGUAUGCCAUAUAACGUUGCGACAGCAAAGAUGUCAGACUAGGUAGAUAUGCUCAACCUCUUCAUAAUAGAUACACCAUUUAAAAAAAAUAAAUAAAUAUCCGGGAGAGAACUUCAGUCAUUACAACAUUUUAUUACAAUUCGUCUUUUAAGUAUUUUGGUUUAAGGGACUCUAUCCUCUUAAUAAAAUCUGUUUUUUCAAUACAACCAUCACAGUCUUCUUCCCAAUCACUGAGGAUUUUCUUCAAGUCUCUCACUUUAAGCUUCUUUAGGUCAACGGUCUUUAAAUCAAUAGUUCUUUCUACAAAUAAAAUUAUAAAUAAAUUAUUAUCAUGUCUUAUGCUAAUAACUACAACAAAAUUGCUGAAAAACAUAUUAACACUUCAUAACUCAGAUUGGUGGGGUAUAAACAGGAGGUGGUUAAUUAAGAAAAUGAGAUAUUUUAUUCAUACUUUCAGGCUGAAGCACCUCCAAAAUAGUAAAAUAUAACCAUGUUUUAUAAAGAAUUAUCUCUAAAAGUGUUAUUGUUCAUCUAGAUAUAUAUAUAUUUUUUAAAUAGUUAUAUGUAAUAGUAUCUAAAGAAUCAUAUAAACACAUAGAUAGUUUCUUUCUUUCUUAUGAUAUAGAAUGAAUUCUUAUGAUAGAAUGAUAUAUAUAUAUAUAUAUAUACAAGAAAAAUCUUUCGGGCUGAUACCCCCCCCCUCCAAAUUAAAUCCUGGAUCUGUUGAUGGUUGUAUGUUAUGUUUGCGUUGUUCAGACUAAGUGGUGAUCAGAAAUAAUACUGUAACGACAAGAGAUUUAAGAACUAGAAAUGAUAUUCUGAUUUCCAUAUUCAAAUAUCAGAAUAAGAAGAGUGGAAUAAGUCAAUGUAACAUACUUAGUAGAUAUAUAAGAUAUAGUAAUUAUUAUAUGCUGAUAAAUAAAACCAACAGAUGACUAGUUCUAUAUUUCAAGUGCAGGAAAAGCUACUUAGAUAAUAAAUUCUUAUGUAAGUGAUGUUAGCAAUGUCAAGAAAUAUAUAAAAAAUAAAAUUAAUAAUUUUAUAUAGUGAUUCUUAAUAUUAAAAAAAAAAAUUAAAGUUUUAUUAAUAAAUGACCCAUCAGCAUUUGUGGUUUUAUAUUUUAGAAUAAUACGUUUUUAUCAGGUCAAUAUUACUUGAUUUUAGCAUUAUAUAAUAUAAUGGCUCUGACUCAAACAUAAAUAAAAAAUCAUUACAUCUUUAAUCCUGUACCAAAAUAUUUUUUUCUAGAUUAAACAUAGCCUUAGUUAAUCAUAUGGGUCAUUUCCAAAUUUCAGUCACUUAGGACAUUUGUCUUUUAAAGAAUCUUUUGAGUUAUUUUAGCAAGUUGCAAUACUAUGGGGAGUGAGCAUUUAAACUUACAAGAGCACAAAAGCUUUUGAAAAAGAGUUAGUUCAAAAUAUUGUCAAACAAAUUACUCUCUUGUUUUACUCACUAAGUAUGAUUAAAUUUCAAUUACACUUACGUACUAGAAAGUGGGAUAGUAAAAAAAUACUUAUUAUUUUCAAUGAAAUAAUUAUUCUCUAUACUAAGGCAAAGAUCUAGAUAUGAAAAUAAGAAAUAAAUUUUUAAGAGAGUGAGCAUCAACAUCAAUGGCGCUCUUAAAAUUGUUAGGUCAUGUGUAACGCAUUAAUCAAUAUUUUUUAAAUUUGAAUUAUCAAGAUUAGCCAUCAUAUCAUUUCACAAUAAUCCUGGAUGUAAGUACCUUUUUAAUGCAACAGCACUAGCAUAUAUAUAAUCACCAUUUCACAAUAAUGAUGAUAUACUAAAUUAGAUAAAUAAUUGCAAAUGCUACCAAACAAUUAAUGAGAAAUAUGCUUCUAAAAUAGCAGACCAUGAGAAAAAAAUAUUUAACUCCUUUCAGUUGUGAUAUGACUCUAUUAUUACUUAAAUGUUUUCUUAACAUUUAAGAAUUAUAUCCUAUCAAAAUAAUAGUCAUUUUAAUAAAAAUAACAACCAUAAAAAGGAUAUCAGACACCAAAAUAAAAGGUAUUAAUAAAAUUGCAUACCAUAUCGCAGAGCACAUAUUCCUCCAACUUUUGUUGCUAAUCGUUCACAUAGUUUAUCAAUUGGUAAAGAAUAAGACAGCGGUUUUGAUAAAUCUCUCAGAAUACUUGUGGCAGACUCCUCUAACCCACCGAGGUAAUAACACUA
Molecule: messenger RNA, 2761 nt
Organism: Nezara viridula (southern green stink bug)
Lineage: Eukaryota; Metazoa; Arthropoda; Insecta; Hemiptera; Pentatomidae
Source: the annotation of a GenBank genome assembly